AUGCGACUGAUUUCUCGCCCGUUCAAAGCCGAGUACGAGCAAGAAACCUCCCGGGCGGUGGAGCUGCUGUUCACAACAUCGGUGGGCCUUCGUCCAUACGUUGGUAGUCAGCGCAGGCCCAUGUUCGGAGACUUGCCGGCGCAGAUCGGCUGCGUCAUGCCAUAUAUCCAGCGCAUCGAGUUGGCUAUCACCGCGAAUGACAACCGCGCGUGGUCUAUAGGGCUGAACGCGGACUACAUCUUGUCCCUCACUCUCAAUGGUAUGGACCAGCUUCUCGCCAUGAUGCCGAAGCUUCGUCACGUUGCAUUGGAGAUUCACGCCGUUCACAAAGGUAGAGUGGGAAGAGGAGCACGAUUUGCAAGACUGGUGCGCGACAUCAUCGCCACUGGCGAAGAAGUGGAGCAGCGGGUGCCAGCCAGAUUUCGCCAAAGCAUCAAAGUCUGCUCUUCUGCCAUAAUCAAGUGCUCAUUCUACAUGGCUAAGCCGAGACCAGGCGAAAGCGGCGCACGUCUCCACAUCCUUCCUUUGGAGAAUAGGCGACAAGUCAGCUACAAGGCUGAGAAGCCAGAGCGACACGAUGGCACUGCGCAUGAUGGCCAUUUCGUACUAAGCGCCAGGGACGCAGGCUCUUUUGACUUGGCAAUGGAGGAGACCAUGAUUUUGAGUAAUUACGACGAAGUGGAGGGAGGAGUCGUCGAUGAGGAGCAUGUGAGGGAGUAUGAGGCGGCCGAAGGCACUUCGGGAAUUGGGGUUUGA
This is a messenger RNA of Recurvomyces mirabilis, 756 nucleotides long. RefSeq lists its product as uncharacterized. The record is from RefSeq and is a predicted model, not a curated record. The transcript has 2 exons. NCBI's taxonomy places the organism in Eukaryota, Fungi, Ascomycota, Dothideomycetes, Mycosphaerellales, Teratosphaeriaceae. Bases 1 to 756 code for a protein of 251 amino acids.